Messenger RNA from Plasmopara halstedii, 213 nucleotides. RefSeq lists its product as uncharacterized. The transcript is spliced from 3 exons. NCBI's taxonomy places the organism in Eukaryota, Oomycota, Peronosporomycetes, Peronosporales, Peronosporaceae. The record is from RefSeq and is a predicted model, not a curated record. Bases 1 to 213 code for a protein of 70 amino acids.
AUGAAAUUUAUUGACUUCGAUCUCCACUUAAAGCCCUUCCCCAUUGCUUGCAACUCCACCAAAACGAAGCAUUUAACCCGACAAAACAGUCGACCUAUCGGUGAAGAAGUGGAGUAUGGGCUCUCGACCUUACUAGGCGUUUUAAUUGCGUUAGAUCGUCUUUGGGACACGCCACUUCCGCUUCCGUCGCUCUUCAUUCCGGAUACACAAUAG